Zootoca vivipara (common lizard) is the source of this 443-nucleotide messenger RNA. NCBI's taxonomy places the organism in Eukaryota, Metazoa, Chordata, Lepidosauria, Squamata, Lacertidae. The record is from RefSeq and is a predicted model, not a curated record.
CUUGCUCUUGCAUUAGCCGAUUCUCUCCUUCCUUGUGCGUUUGUUUACAAGGUAUUUGAAGCUCUAGGAUGUCGGGUCGCGGCAAAGGCGGGAAGGGUCUUGGGAAAGGGGGCGCCAAGCGCCACCGCAAGGUGCUGCGCGAUAACAUCCAGGGCAUCACGAAGCCUGCUAUUCGCCGCUUGGCUCGUCGUGGAGGAGUCAAGCGCAUCUCUGGGCUGAUCUAUGAGGAGACCCGGGGCGUGCUGAAGGUUUUCCUGGAGAAUGUCAUCCGCGAUGCCGUGACUUACACGGAGCACGCUAAGAGGAAGACUGUGACGGCGAUGGAUGUGGUCUAUGCCUUGAAGCGCCAGGGCCGCACGCUGUACGGAUUCGGCGGCUAAAUAUUCCUGCAGCGAACGACAAAAUACCCAAAGGCCCUUUUAAGGGCCACCUACUCAUUCAUA